ACACUGCUCAGACUGCUGCUUGUGCCGCCGUUACCCCUACUUAGUACCUGUUAAGCUCCCGCGGUAUGUUCCGUGCGCAACGCAACUCCCAAAAAUUUAACCAGCAACUCCUACCCAGCCAUCACUACUCGAAUAAUCCGGCCAUACAUACUCGCAAUCCUUAACGUUUCUCAUCCUCUCUAUCUUCGCGUUCUUCUGACUAUCUCCGUAUUGCCAGGAUGUCAGAUUCGAAUCUCACAAGACCCGGUACCAUUGCUGCCAUCUCCAUUGGCGUCAUCGCCAGUGGAGUACUCGCAUAUGCCGCCUACUUCGAUCACCGGCGGCGUACCGACCCAGACUUCCGUCGGAAACUAAAACGUGACAGUAAGAAAACACAACGAAUGGCCAAGGAGGCCGAGGAGGCUAGCGAGAAGGAGCAAAAAGAGGCCGUUCUCGCGGCGCUGCAGAGGGCAAAGGAUGAGGGCGUACCCGCAAAUACCGAUGAAUGGGAACAAUUCUUCAUGACGGAAGUCGCAAGAGGCGAACAGAUGUGCCAGGAUGGCUCCGAUCCCGUUGACGCGGCGUCGUGCUUUUACCGCGCGUUGAAGGUGUAUCCGCAGCCGAGAGAGCUCAUCAAUAUUUACGAUAAGACAGUACCGAAGCCUGUUCUCGAUAUUCUGGCCAUGAUGAUCGCAUAUGAUCCCAGCAUUUCAACCAAGGCUGGAAGCAGUGCUUCUUCAGACGACGGCAUGCCCAUCGAACCCGUUGAAUAGUCUACAGCUCCUCAUGACACAGUAUCGGUUACAACGCCUACGAACAAGCUCAUCGUGGCGUUCGAUAGUUCGAGACCAAUCACACUAUCUCCACUUGUACAAUUGCCUGUAAAUAUAGAUUUUGGCUUAUCAUUCGGUGCACAUGAACAGGCGAUGUCAUUUAUGAUAGGAUAGAGGGUAGGGCUGGUUGAAUACCUGGGUUCCAUCUUUGCAGGGAAUGAAGAACACGUGCUUUGUAAUAGGUGGUCAACUUCUUAGAUGUAUUUCAGAGACCUUCGACUCUUCAGUUCGUCACGAAGACAAUAGCAGAAAACCACGAGUACAGUUGAUUUUGUCUACUGUGAGGACACAUAAGCGC
Pseudovirgaria hyperparasitica is the source of this 1110-nucleotide messenger RNA. Its product is annotated as protein import receptor MAS20. The record is from RefSeq and is a predicted model, not a curated record. The coding region runs from base 219 to 752 and encodes 177 amino acids. The transcript has 3 exons. Gene Ontology annotation, biological process: tRNA import into mitochondrion; protein targeting; protein import into mitochondrial matrix. NCBI's taxonomy places the organism in Eukaryota, Fungi, Ascomycota, Dothideomycetes, Acrospermales, Acrospermaceae. Gene Ontology annotation, cellular component: mitochondrial outer membrane; mitochondrial outer membrane translocase complex. Gene Ontology annotation, molecular function: transmembrane protein transporter activity.